AUCUACCUUUAUAUUCCACUUGCUUACAAUACCCAUAAAUCAUCAUCCACAAAACGUCCAGCAGGAUGCAUAUAAGUACGGUGGCAGACGUUAUCGAGCUGAUUUGCUGUGUGGCCCUGAAUGAAAGCACCAGAGCGUUCUUUAACAGCCCAGAGCCGAGAUGGGAUCAACUGCAACAUUUCCGAGGCCUACUACCUCUAGCCUCCUACCCGAGCUCGCCGAUGCGGUGCUACCACUGCGGCCUGACCGCCUCCCCGGCCGUCACGUCCUCCUCCAACGAGAACGGGAACGCGGGACGCCCCUAUUACAAGUGUCCGCGGACGGGCAAGUUCCUGGUAUUCGCCGACGCCCGGGGCAACGACCCGAGGAACCCGCCGUGCGAAUGCGGGCUGUCGAGCAAGCGGAUGGUGGCGGGGCGCAAGAAGUCCCGCGGAAAGCUGUUCUACGUUUGCAGGAACGGCACGUGCGAUUACAACAGAUGCUGCACGGACGCGCGGGGGGGAAAGGUCACGAUCGACUGGGAGAUUCUGGACCAUCUGGUACAUAUCCAGAUAAUAUGAUACCUACCUCCCGUCCGGCGAACUGACACCGGCGCCGGGAGCUGAGAAACAGCUGGAGUCGGAUGAGGUCAAUAGACAGAGGGACAGCUGCGGGAUAUGUUCAGCAAACGAUCCUUCUCU
Messenger RNA from Daldinia caldariorum, 680 nucleotides. RefSeq lists its product as uncharacterized. The transcript is spliced from 2 exons. The record is from RefSeq and is a predicted model, not a curated record. The coding region runs from base 66 to 560 and encodes 164 amino acids. NCBI's taxonomy places the organism in Eukaryota, Fungi, Ascomycota, Sordariomycetes, Xylariales, Hypoxylaceae.